This is a messenger RNA of Anopheles maculipalpis, 1320 nucleotides long. Its product is annotated as heterogeneous nuclear ribonucleoprotein 87F-like. The record is from RefSeq and is a predicted model, not a curated record. Gene Ontology annotation, molecular function: RNA binding. NCBI's taxonomy places the organism in Eukaryota, Metazoa, Arthropoda, Insecta, Diptera, Culicidae. The transcript has 3 exons. The coding region runs from base 61 to 1152 and encodes 363 amino acids.
GAACGGUGGUGUAGAGUGAAUUUUGAUUAAUUUAGGUGCAGGACACUUGGCGCUUGAACCAUGAGUGAAAAGCAAGACCCACAAAAUGGCGAUCACCAGAACGGCCGCAAUGAUGAUGAUGAGAUUCGCGAGCCGGAACAUCUACGCAAGCUGUUUAUCGGUGGGCUCGACUACCGCACCACGGACGAUACGCUAAAGGCAUACUUCGAAAAGUGGGGCAAAGUGGUGGAUGUGGUCGUAAUGAAAGAUCCGAAAACGAAGCGUAGCCGCGGGUUUGGUUUCAUCACGUACUCCAAGUCGUACAUGAUUGACGACGCCCAGGCGAGCCGUCCGCACAAGAUUGAUGGGCGUGUGGUGGAGCCGAAACGUGCCGUUCCACGCCAGGACAUCAAUCGGCCGGAGGCUGGUUCGUCGGUGAAGAAACUGUUCGUUGGCGGUCUUCGCGAUGACUUUGACGAGGAUCAUCUGCGGGAGUACUUCUCCAAGUACGGUAACGUCAUUUCUGCCUGCAUUGUGACGGAUAAGGAUAAUGGCAAGAAGCGAGGCUUUGGUUUUGUUGAGUUUGACGAUUACGAUCCGGUGGAUAAGAUUAUCUUACAAAAAAGUCACACAAUUCAGAAUAAGCUGCUGGAUGUAAAGAAAGCCCUGCCAAAGCAAGACAUGGACCGCUACAAGAACGACAUGGGUCGCACUGGUGGUGGUGGCGGCGGCGGUGGCGGUGGCGGUGCCUGGGGCAACCAGCGCGGCAGUGGCGGUGGAGGUGGCGGUGGUGGCUGGAACAGCCAGCGUGGUAGCGGCGGUGGCGGCUGGGGUAACCAGCGCGGUGGUGCCGCCAAUGAUUGGAACAGCGGUGGAUUUAAUAAUGGUGGUGGUUUUAACAACGGAGGGUUCAACAACGGUGGCAACAGUUGGAACAAUGGCGGCGGCAACCCGUGGGACAAUGGGUGCGGUUCACAGGGUCAGGGCGGUUGGGGCAAUAAUGGUGGCAAUUGGGGCGGCAACAGCGGCGGUGGUGGUGGUGGAUGGGGCGGAAAUGAGUUCGGUAAUAACUAUCAACAAGGAUACAAUGCCGGACCGGUACGUGCCGGUGGCAAUUUCAAUCAGCGGGCGGCACCCUACGGUACCGACGGUAGCUACUAUGGCGCGUACUAGUCAAUAGCUAACCGUUCAACUUGCGUUUCCAGGCAACCAAGGGGCUGGUGGCAGCGGAAGAUACGGCAGUAGUAGCCGUAGGUACUGAUCUUGAUCUUGAAAAAUCAGUAGAUGAUCACAGAUUCUUCUCCCGGGUUAAGAUUAGCUAAGUAAGAAUGCAAUUCUUUU